AUUGGCGCCAAACAGCUAAAAAAUGGCAAUUGCUUUUGUAAAACAAAGUUUAAUGAGAUCAAUAUAAUUGAAAAAACAAGAAGAAUUUACCAGAGGGCUAAAAUUAUCACCUGAAUAUGUCAAAAGACGCCACAAGUUACGAAAACUACAAUAAUUGAUUCAGAAAUUUAUUGUCUAAUUCGAAUGCUUCUGGCUAGAAAGCCCAUCGAUUGAUUUUUUUUUUCAAAUUUUAAUAUAAUAGAUAAAAGUUCACAGAAAUUUCUUUCAGUUGAUAUUUGAAAAAUUUAAUCAAAAAUUUGGGAAAAUUGAAUUUUAGUUAAUUGAAAACUAAUAAACCGCAGACUUUAUAGUCUGGGCGAAACGUUUUUCUCUAAGGAGGAGGGCAUUAUUAGUUUCUAAAAGGGUCUAAAAUUAUUUAGAAACAAUGGAAAUAAUUUCAUCUUGUUUCCAAUACAGCCAAAUAAAAAUAACAGUUCAAAAAGCGUUUUUUUUUCCAAUUAAACACCUGGAUCAAUUUCCUGACACUAUUGAAGCAUCAAAAAUGACAUAUAAUAGUAUAUUUUCAUUCUAUGUCGCAUAAAUAUAUUUAGUUGCCCGGAAUAAACAAAAGAAAACAAAAAAAAACAUCACUGUUUUCGUUGAUGCUUGAUUAGACUUUUUUUCAGAUUACAUUGUUAGAAAAAUGUCGGAUUUUGAGCUAAAAGCUGAGAUAAUCUGCCAUAAAAUUCGUUUGAUUAGUUUUGAAGCACAAAUUUAACGCAAGAUUUUUACCACCAGAAUACCAGACCACAGCGCAGGUCUCAAUUUUGUGCUGAGUUGUACUCGAAUUUGCAGCCUUGUCUGUCUGGAAUGAAUCAUGGUUAAAAGCAAUCACUGUCGUUCACAUCUGAUUUUAAGUAGUCAGUCAGCCUCUUCAAUACUCCUCAAGCUUAUCAGCCCUCGGAAAAUUAAUCACCAGAUUCUCCAGCCAAGAAGACUGGCCAGAGACCUUGAAAUUCAAUGUUAAACUAAAUCGUCGCCCAGACUUCUCUUGACAAGAAAUAACUGGAGAACGUGAAAAUCACCAACACCUGCAGAUACAAGAAAGUUUGACAGCCCGACAAUAACAGAAACUGAAUUUGAAAAGACCACAGGCCUCGAAUUCCAAAUGUUUCAAAUGUCCGUUUGAACCGUGCAGAAACACGAGAAAAUUUCCAUCUCAAUCCGAACUCACAACCCGAGCAGCAGACAACAUUGAAACCUGAUUGGUCCUCGACGACCAUGAAUGACUCAUCGACUAUGGCCGAGUAUUCGGCGCCCGAGUGGCUGAUCAUGACCAUUUCUUCGCUUCGUUUGAUCAUAACUGUGGCCGGUAUGGUCGCUAAUUUGAUGGUUUGCGUGGCCAUAGUCAAGUUCAGAUACCUUCAGAAUGUGGGAAAUUAUUUCGUAUUUAAUUUGGCCCUCUGUGACCUUUUGUCGGCACUGUUUGACCUCACACAGAUUGGCAUCAACUUCCAACAGGGUUUCCCGACCGUGUUUGGAUUUCUGCAGGCGGAGACCAUUCCAUGUGACCUUGAGAUGGUCGGCAACACUCUCACAUCCGUCAGUGUGUUCUUCCUAGUCGCCAUCAGCACAGACAGAUUCAUCUUCAUAGAGUACCCUAUGCGCUACCACGGAUGGAUCCAGAAGACAUACAAGGUCCAGAUAGGACUUAUCUGGAUUGGGACCUCGAUUGUCUGGAGUGGGAUGAACUUCCAGAUGAUAUGCCACGGGUUCCACGGGGAGCCGGGCAGGUUUGCGAUCCAGUACCAGCUGAUCACGAUCGCCAUCUUCGCCAUCUGCUUCGUCUUCAUGGCCGUCCAGUACUCCCGCAUACUAGCCACUGCCAGACGACAGUACAUAAGGUCUAAACAGAUGACCUGCUACUCGUCCCAGAUUCGAAACGGAGCUUCGACUUCAAACGGGAAGUCAAACGACAAGAAAAACAGCGGCGGCGGCGGGCAUUCGAUGAGUUUCAACAGUGAAAUUCCUGUCAAAAUGAUUGUCGGAUUUGUCAUUAUUGUCGGAAUGGCUUGUCUGACUUUUCUCGUGUUUCCCAUCCCCUUCUACGUGUUUUUGAUCUUCGGGCUCCAUAAAGACGCGAACUGGGUGGGUUUGAUGAGCGUAUUGAAACAGAUUACAGGACUCCAGUUUACCCUGAAUACAAGCUGCAACCCGUAUAUUUACGCGCUGACUCAGAAAAAGUACCGAGACGCGUUCAGCGAGCUACUGAAGUCAAUCUUCAUUCGGAAAAACGAAGCGGACGACCGACUUGAUUUGGACGUCGCCCAGGAAACACUGUGCUGGUGUUAUAAACUGCCGAGCGGACGAAAUAAUGGGACUACCACAGCAAUGACUGGAAAUAUGACAAUGAUGGAUGAAACUUGCACUUGAACUGAGGUUCGAAUCCCGCUGUGUGUUUUUUUUCUAGAAGAAACAUCAUAUUUUUUGCAAUUUGCGACUAAAUACUUUCAGUGCAGUGGAGAAGCUAAGUUCGAAUUGGGAACUCUCUAACUGUGGAUAUUAAAAUACUGAUGUUCAAAGUUUUUGUAAAUUUUGUCGUACUUCUAUCUAUAAAUCCCCUCAAAAAUAGUGCACAUUUGCAAUUUAAAACAGCUUUUGAUGUUUUUGAAAAAAGUAUUUUUUAGCAAUUAUCGACGGAGUUUUUGUCAGUGUUUUUUCUUUGUUUGAAAAAUAUUGCAUCUGCUGCAGAAGAGUUUCAAUACAGUAGUUUGUUGUUAUUCGAUAAAAAAAAAGAGAUGUCAUUCGCUGUAAAAAAAAA
Symsagittifera roscoffensis is the source of this 2800-nucleotide messenger RNA. Its product is annotated as neuropeptides capa receptor-like. The transcript has 12 exons. The coding region runs from base 1261 to 2412 and encodes 383 amino acids. Gene Ontology annotation, cellular component: membrane. The record is from RefSeq and is a predicted model, not a curated record. Lineage: Eukaryota; Metazoa; Xenacoelomorpha; Acoela; Convolutidae. Gene Ontology annotation, molecular function: G protein-coupled receptor activity. Gene Ontology annotation, biological process: G protein-coupled receptor signaling pathway.